Miscanthus lutarioriparius is the source of this 2538-nucleotide messenger RNA. NCBI's taxonomy places the organism in Eukaryota, Viridiplantae, Streptophyta, Magnoliopsida, Poales, Poaceae. The record is from the annotation of a GenBank genome assembly.
AUGGCGCUGUCCGCGUCGGCGGCGUCGGCCGGCCGGGGGUCGCGGGCGGAGAAGGUGAGGAGGAUCUUCGAGCGCUUCGACACCAACGGGGACGGCGGGCUGGACCGCAAUGAGAUGGCCGCCCUCGUCGUCUCCGUCAACCCGCGGGUCAAGUUCAGCGAGGACCAGAUCUCCGCCAUCCUCGAUGAGGUGUUCCGCACCUACGCCGAGUUCAUCCUCCCCGACGGCAGGGGCCUCUCCCUGCCGGGGCUGCUCCGCACCUACGACGACGGCGCCGGGGACGUCGACCGCGACUUUCUCGCGCUGUCCCUGCCCGCCGUCGACUCCGACGCCUCCUCCCCGGAGAUCGCCGCGGGGGACGCCGCUGCGCACUCCUCCCCGCCCUCCGGCGCCGCCGCCGCCGCCGCCGCGUCGCUGCUCGACGACCACGCCAAGCCGCUCGGCGCCGGCGGCGCUCGGCCGUCGGUCAGCUCCCGCGCCGCGGCCGCCGCGCCGUCGUGGGCGACCUCGCCCAACCACGGCAUCGCCUUCGACUCCUCCUGGGGGCUCCUCGACGACCUGGAGAUACUCGUCAAGCGCCUCCGCUCAAAGCAGCUGCGGAAGGGCUCCAUCGACGGAAGCGGCGGCGCUGGCAACAGCAACUUCGACUCCUUCUCCGAGGCCGGGUGGUCCAGGGAGAUCUCCGGCGCGGCGGAUUCGGCAUCCACCGCCGCUCCGUGGGACGAGACGAGCCGCGACUACCUCACCUUCGUCAAGGAACUCGCCGCGCUCCGCACGCGCGCCGACGCCUCCCGCUCGCGCGAGGAGGCCUUCGACAACCACAUGGUCAUCGGCCGGGCGCUUUCUGAGCACCGCCUCUUCCGAGACGCCCUAGCCAGCUUCCGCCGCGCCUGUGAGCUGCAGCCCACUGACGUCCGUCCCCACUUCCGCGCGGGGAACUGCCUGUACGCCCUCGGUCGCCAUGCAGAGGCCAAGGAGGCGUACCUCCUUGCCCUUGAGGCCGCCGAGGCUGGCAGCUCACAGUCCGCGGACAUCCUCCCGCAGAUCCAUGUCAACCUUGGUAUUGCCAUGGAGGCCGAGGGGAUGGUGCUUGGUGCCUGUGAGCAUUACCGAGAAGCCGCCAUAUUGUGUCCAUCUCAUGCCAGGGCACUCAAGCUCCUGGGGAGCGCUGUCUUUGGCGUUGGGGAGUACCGAGCUGCUGAGAAGGCACUGGAGGAGGCCAUCUUCUUGAAGGAAGACUAUGCUGAUGCGCACUGUGACCUUGGGUCGGCCCUGCACGCAGUAGGGGAGGAUGACCGUGCGAUCCAAGAGUUUCAAACAGCAAUUGAUCUCAAACCUGGCCAUGUUGAUGCCUUAUACAAUCUUGGUGGAUUGAACAUGGAUGCAGGACGCUUCGUACGGGCUGCAGAGAUGUAUACUCGUGUGCUGAGCAUCCGACCAAACCAUUGGCGUGCACAGCUAAACAAGGCAGUGGCUUUGCUUGGGCAGGGUGAAUCUGAGGAGGCCAAGAAGGCACUCAAGGAGGCGUUUAAGAUGACACAGAGGGUGGAAGUGUACGAUGCUAUCUCACAUUUGAAGACAUUGCAAAAGAAGAAGCCAAAGCCUUCUAAAGGAAAAGUUGAUGGUCAAGGGGAGCAGGCUUAUGUUGUUGUGGAGGCAUCCAAGUUCAAGAGGGUUGGCAGGAAGACUACCUUGCGGCAGGAUUUGGCCAAUGCUCUAGAUAUAAGGGCCUUCGAGAGGAUGACGAAGCUAGGCCACUGCGAUGUGGAGCUUCUUAGAAAAGAGAUGAAUGAGACUGAUGUCCCUGUAUCUUACUCAGGCACCGGCAUCCCUGAGAAGUCAAUACGCAAAGCAGCUCUUGAGGUUAUUCUCCGCAGGCUCCUCUCUUUUCUCAAGCCAGAUACCUUUCAGGGUGCUAUCAAGGCAAUCAACGAAAGAAUUCUCUCUGUCCUUGAUGCUCCUGGCUCUGGUCGUGUUGAUCUGGGUAUGUUCUUUGCCAUCAUUGCUCCAAUCUGUUCUGGCCCUGUGGAUAGGCGCAAGCGUAUUGUCUUUGAUGCACUUCUUUGGCGUCCUGCUAGCGAAGGCAGCAAUGGUCAGAUAAGGAGGAGUGAUGCGUUAACCUACAUUAAGCUUCUUCGGGCUGUUUAUAUACCCACCCAUGGGGCUAGUGACAUGCUCGAAAUGCAUGGGGAGUCUGACCCUACCAUGGUAUCAUACACGGAAUUCUUGGAGAUGUUCAAUGACCCAGAUUGGGGAUUUGGGAUCCUGAGCACUCUGGUGAAGCUUGAAGAGAGUGAUCACAUACGUCAUGGUCGCCACACAUGCUCCAUCUGCCGGUACCCUAUCAUUGGAUCACGGUUUAAGGAAACAAAACACUCAUUCAGCCUGUGCAACCGGUGCUACAGUGAAGGGAAGGUUCCGUCAGCAUUCGAGUUGGAGGAGUACAGGUUCAAAGAAUACGGCAACGAGUCCGAGGCCCUUAUCGAUAAGUGCAUGUGCUUCAAUUUACAUUCUAAGAAGCUGGAAACUGAUGCUUGA